UAACGUAAGCUGGAAAUAAGUCAACACAUUGCAAGUGUAUCUCGAUUACAGCAGUUAAACCUUAGUUUCUUAUUGCUAAAAAUGUCUUAUCGCGAAUUACGUAACUUCACGGAAAUGAUGAGGGUGCUAGGCUAUCCGAGGUUGAUUUCCCUUGCAAAUUUUCGCAUACCGAAUUUUUCUCUGGUUGCGGAGAUUCUGGUCUGGCUAGUGAAACGAUUCGAUCCGGAUGUUGAUAUACCCACACACAGCGAUCAUGAUACUGAAGACCAACGUGUGAUGUUGAUACGAAGUGUCGCUGAAUUUAUGGCAUUAAAAACAAAUAUAAGGUUGAACACGAAAAAAUUGUAUCAAGCCGAUGGUUACGCUGUGAAGGAAAUGUUAAAAAUGACGACGCUUUUGUAUGAUGCGCAAAAUAGCAGUAAUGCCGAGCAAAGUCGACCCAACAGUAAACAGCAUACGGUGAAUUUUGACAUAUCCGUUGAAAUCAAUGAACUAAAGUCAGCGCGUCAGCUUGCCAGUCAAUUGACCAUCAAUGGAGCGACUCUUUUUGAUUUGCUUGGUCGUGAAGUGGAGCUUCGAGAGAUUCGCAAUAUUAAGGUUGCUAGGCAAUUUGACACUUCAGAAAUUGAGGACGCUUUAAAAGACGUUAUCAAGAGCACACAUAAAGAAAUCGACGAAACGAAAAAGCAGAUUGAUAAUGUCAAGGAUACAGAACAAAACUUGGAUACGAGAAUCGAGAGACGGCGAACGGAACUCGAUAGGAAUCAAAAAAGACUUUACACGUUAAAAAAAGUUCGUCCAGCAUUUAUGGAAGAGUUCGAGAAACUUGAAGUUGAACUGAGAGCUCUAUAUAACGAUUAUUUACAGAAAUUCCGAUAUUUAGCAUACUUGGAAUACUUAUAUGAAGAUGCGUCUAAGGCAGAGCAAGAAAGAUUUGAAAGACGGCAAACUGCAACCAAGAAGCAGUUGGAGCAAAUGAGAGCCGAAGAUUCAAACUUUGAAAGUAUGAUGGAAGGAAACGAUUCUAUAUUUGCUACGAAUCUUCAAGAGCCUUUGGUUACUCCUCUUACAAAUUCCGAAAACGCAGCAGCAGAAAAAUCUGGCCAGUCUACCAAUGUCAAACCAAGCACCGCAAGAGCGUCAAAGAUGCAAUAUUCUCAGCGGCGUAUUUAUGGUAGCAUGUCUGGACGGCGAAAGGGUACGAUUCAAGAAUCAAAUGAUAGCGAUGGUUCGUUAGAUAGCGAUAGCGACUUACUGAUUGAUGGCGACCUCGACGACGAUGACGACGAUGAGGAUCUUUUGAAUUCUGUGGGUGCGACGGACAUUAACGGCUUUAAUCUCAAGGCAAAUCAAGAAAAACGAUCUGUCAGUAAAAUAGACAGACAUUCGGACGAUGACUUUUAAUUUAUCUAAUGUCUGGAUCAU
Linepithema humile (Argentine ant) is the source of this 1425-nucleotide messenger RNA. It is a transcript of the gene Cluap1, whose product is annotated as clusterin associated protein 1. Gene Ontology annotation, cellular component: cilium; centrosome; intraciliary transport particle B. The record is from RefSeq and is a predicted model, not a curated record. Gene Ontology annotation, biological process: cilium assembly. Lineage: Eukaryota; Metazoa; Arthropoda; Insecta; Hymenoptera; Formicidae.